Fusarium verticillioides 7600 is the source of this 615-nucleotide messenger RNA. RefSeq lists its product as hypothetical. The transcript has 2 exons. Lineage: Eukaryota; Fungi; Ascomycota; Sordariomycetes; Hypocreales; Nectriaceae. Bases 1 to 615 code for a protein of 204 amino acids. The record is from RefSeq and is a predicted model, not a curated record.
AUGGGUCUUGGUCUUCCCAACGAUUUUGCGGAGAAGUUCCAUCCCAACGAGAAAGGACAUGUCACCAUGGCCAGCUUCGCAAUGGCUGAGGCAAUGGACCUUCGGUCAUUAGUGCUUGGCAUUGAUCCCCCUUCGUGUGAGGUUAAGGACCAGUUCAAAUGCUGGUCCGACGACAACUGGAAGAUCUAUGCCAGCGCUGAUCGACUGGACAAGCACUAUGAGGAUUUCUGUAAGAACAUUGAACAGCCUGAUCAUGAGAAGGGUUGGGAUUACUACAAGGUGUAUGAUGAAGACACACCCGGUGAGCAUGAGUUCAGGAUCUCGCUCAGCGAUGAUGUUGCAGAUUACGAUGUGAAUCAUUCAUACACCAUCGAGGGCGGUGGGUUCUCUACGUGGGACUUUGGUCAGAAGACGAUGAGGCCAAGCAUGAAUGGAUGCUAUGGUCUCGGAACGACGGCUUGGAACUUUGAGUACUACGAUGAACCGACUGAGGAGGGGUAUAAGUGGAAGCUUACGUUUAAUACGCCUGUUUUUGUGAGGUCUAGGUUUUUUAAGAAUAAUAAGGUUGUGAAAGGAGCUGGUGGGUGGACUGAAGGUUGUGGAGGAAAUGAUUGA